UGCCCUUCGCCGCGUUCGCUCCUCCGCGCGAUCUUUCUUCUUCACGCUCCCACCACGCGCUAAAUGGCGCCCAAACUGGGACCUCGCUCUCGCGGGUGAUCUGUGGUGGACAGCGAGCUGCCGCGGCGCAAUCACACAUGCUGACGAUAUGGAUACAGUAUGGCCGCGGCACAUUGGCUCAACUCGCUCGGAUGCCUGUCGCUGUCGCUACUAUGUCUUUUUGCCACUACUCUUCAACACACAAGCGUGCGCGCGGAGCCGACGGAGGUCGCAAGCCGAGCCUCACUCGCUGAACCCGCGCCCACUAAGCUUCCAAAGUGCGACCGCACGUUCGUGAGCCGGGGCGGCGGCGUGGGCAACGGCACAUUCCACGCGCCAGAGCUCGUGAACCCCAGCAACCAGAGCCGCCAGUGCCUGUACACUUUUCUGGCGGCUGCCGGUCAGCGCGUGCUCGUCGAGUUCCGUACAUUCGAUCUGCGCGGCAAACCACCAGAUGGUGCCGCGGUGGGGGAGCUUCCAACAUGUUUUCACGAGUACAUGGACAUCUACUCGGAAAUGGCGUCUUUGGAACAAAGCGAGCUGGUGAACUCGGCGUUUGGCGGACGGUACUGCGGGCCCAUACCACCGCGGCGCCGCGUAUCGCUGCAUCGCGCCGUGGCCCUCGCCUUUUUCACCGACAAUUUUAUAAGUAAACAUGACGCCGAGCACAUUAGGGGGUCUGAGUGCGAUCAGAAGAUUCUCAGUAAAAAGGAGUCGACAGGAUACGUGUACCAUCCAAAUUAUCCUUUUCCUUAUAUACAAAAAGUUGUUUGUAGAUAUUUUAUAUAUGGUAUGCAAGAUUCACAAAAUUUGGAGCGUGUGCGGCUAGAAUUUCAGAACUUUUCAAUACCUAAAGGAGAAAAACCGAAACCUGACAGUAACUGCCCGGACGGGUACCUGAAGGUAUACCUGCGCGGGCAGGAGGCGACAGACUCAUACGACAAGCAUGACGCGGAGUUGUGCGGCGAAGGCUCCCCAGGGCCCCCCGCCUUCCCUGCACCACUGCUCUCUGAUGGACCUAGGCUCGUGAUGGUCUUUAGCUCUGGGGAAAACCAGGGUAGGGGGUUCAAGGCCAAAUACACCUUUGAGACUGAAUACCGUGUGCCAGGCACGGCGGCGCCGGGCGGCGAGUGUGCCUUCACGUACCGCAGCGAGUCGAAGAAGCGCGGGGAGUUCAACUCUCCUCGUUACCCUUCCAACUACCCCUCGCACACUAACUGCACGUACACGUUAGACGCGACUCCCAACGAACAGGUCACUGUGGUGUUCGACCACUUCAAGGUCAGGGCUGAUUCGUGGAAUGCUACUGCUGGCUUGUACGGUGGCGCGACGUGCAGCGAGGACUGGGUGGAAGCGUGGUGGACGGGGCGCGAGGGCACGCGGGUGCCGCUGGGGCGUUGGUGCGGGCUGGCCACGCCUGGCCCGCUGCAAUCGCCACGCGGUGCUCUGGGACUGCUUAUUGCGCUACAUACCGACACCGAUGCCGUCGCUUCGGGAUUCAAGGCUCGAUACGUUUUCGAGCCAGCGAAGUCCAUCUUCGGCGACUGCGGCGGCAACAUGUCGGGUGUGGAGUACGGCGUGAUAACCAGUCCACGCUGGCCCCUUCCAUACGAGCCGCCCACACGCGGCGCCGCCAGCCGCGUUUGCAACUGGUUCGUCACCGCGCGCCCCGGAAAGAGACUUUUGCUCAAUUUUGAACACUUCGCUGUUGAAGGACACCUCACCGAGCGUGGGUGUCCCGCAGCGGUGUUAAGGCUGUGGUACGAGAGCCCCGGCCCGCCGCUCGAGUUGUGUGGCGAGAAGGCGCCUUCCGACCGCUGGCAGUACCUCUCCUCAUCCAACUCGAUUAGGCUCUCGUUUAUAAUAGCGGACAAGUCCGUGGGCGCGGCGGGCUGGCGCGCCGUGUGGACGGAGGUGACGGUGCCCGAGGGCGGCGCGUGCCCGCCGCUGGGCGCGGGCGCGCCGGGCGACUGCGCCGGCGCCUGCCUGCCGCCCGCCGCCGCCUGCACCGGCCUGCCGCACUGCGCGCACCACCGCCCCGCCAAGUACCCGCACUGCGGUGCGGGGGAGCGCGGGGGGUGCGCGCGCGUCGCUCCCGCCCUCGCGCUCGCUCUGGCGCUAGCGCUCGCCGCCCCGCACUGACCGGGCGCUGCACACGCUCUGGAGAGGCGGUGGUGGCACCGAGCUACACGUGGAUUUGGUCGUGGGUGGCUGCCGGGUGCACUGGAGUCACUUUACUGGCGUGUGUGCUGUGGCGGCGGCGGCGGAGACGCAGAGGCCGGAGGCAUCCGCCGCCGCCGCCACGCCCGCCGCCGCGCUGCGCUGCUGCGCGUCUGGCUGUGCCUCCGCAGGACACCGUAUGACGACAAGCCGGCGCGUGCGCGAGCGCCGCCCCACACACGAUCUUACACAAAUACACCACUUUAACGUAUUACUGUUUUUUAUUUACGGUCCUCUAUUCUAGACGAAAACAGAAAUGUUAAUCCGGUCUAAACACACCAUCCUAUAUUU
Molecule: messenger RNA, 2550 nt
Organism: Hyposmocoma kahamanoa
Lineage: Eukaryota; Metazoa; Arthropoda; Insecta; Lepidoptera; Cosmopterigidae
Product: CUB domain-containing protein 2
Exons: 17
Coding region: 160-2181 (673 amino acids)
Cellular component (GO): plasma membrane
Source: RefSeq, a predicted model, not a curated record